AGUUAACAAUUUGUCAAGUUUAUUUAUCUGGGCGUGUAGCCUACAUGCUUCUGGAACCUAAAACCAGUUUAACGACUCUAUGAAGUGAUUCACUUUCCAAGAAAUGUAAAAUAAAGGAAUUGCUGGCAUCGUAAAUCCGUAGUUCUCACCGACACCUUGAUGUGGUUCUGUGGUUGUGCACGGUCUACUUAAAUUCUAUAUAAGAUAGUCAAUUUAUUGUCGACGAGUCAGCGUGGAGAUAAAGACGAAGCGGGACUGAACGAAAGUGACUGGAUUGACCAAACAUGAAGGACUCUUUGAAGGAUUUAAAUAUCACGGAUCUGGCGUCCGUGGCAGAGAACGACAACUUGGUUAUCAUGUGCAUAAACAAGCAACGCCACAGUUCUUCGCCCUCCUCCACCGAGGAGAACGAAAGCGACAGAUUUAACAAGCGGAGAGUUAAACUGAUCGCGCAGGAUUUCCCGAGAAAGAGCGGGGAGAUUCUCAGUGGUCAGUACGGGAUUAAUUUGCUCCUGUUCGGAGGUGCGUUGAUGCUGGGCGUCUGGUACCACGGUCCCUCAGUCAAGGAAUGGCACUUGCAGUCAUUUAUCGCGACACUUAUGAUUAUUCAACUACUGUGGAUGCUAUGGUAUGUCGUUCGAAAGGACCGACAGAAAAAUUCCCUUCCAGAAAAGGAUUCGCACGCCGGAACGCGCUGGCUAAGAGGUGGGCUGACAAUUCUUGCUGUGCUUUCCCUGAUCAUGGAUGCUUUUCGCAUUGCUGUUUACGUGGGUUAUAAAGAAUGCCUAUCGCCCACAUCGGUAGUUUAUCCUGUCCUCCACGUACUUCACACAGUAUCACAGGUGUAUUUCCUUUGGUUUCACAUCAAGGACGUGAUUAAGACUUUUCAGACCUUUGAAAGAUUCGGAGUGAUACAUGCCGUCUUUACGAACUUGCUUCUAUGGUGCUAUGGGGCGAUGUCCGAGUCCCAGCACUUUCUGGAAGCCCAUGAAAAACGCUUGGCUGCACUGGGUUUUAUCAACUAUACAGGAGGACACGACAAGCUGCAUUGUGAGUGUACCAUCAGUGCUUGCUCCAUGUUCUCAAAUAGCCUGUACUACCUGUUCCCCUUCAACAUUGAGUACCACAUCUUUGUCUCCGCCAUGCUGUUCGUCAUGUGGAAGAACAUCGGCCGCACCAUCGAGCCCCAGCACAAGAGGGUGAGGCACAGGCCAAAGUUCACAGGGCUGGUUUUGGGCCCCGUCCUGGGCCUGGUGGCCCUAGCCGCCUCCAUCACCGUCCUGGUGAUAUACCUCAUCCAGGUGGAGGAAUCACUGGAGACCCACAGGGCAGCCAUUUCCAUGUUCUACUGCCACGGGAUCACCAUGCUGGCCUGCAUGUGCACGGCGGGAAUCAUCGGCUUGGUCCUUUACAGGAUAGACAAUCGGCCCCUGGACGCCUCCAAGAACCCGUCGCGGAAGUUGGACACUGAGCUGCUGUUUGGCGCGUCCAUGGGCACCUGGCUAAUGUCCUGGUGCAGCAUAAUUGCCGCAGUAGCUGCCCAUAAUAACCCAAGGUACCGCUGGAUCAUCCUGGCCUACUCUCUCCUGCUUAUCCUGGAGAAGUACGUCCAGAACCUUUUCAUCAUCGAGUCGCUGUACCGCCAGCGGGAGGCCAUUGAGGAGGCAGAGGAUGAGGACGAGGAGGAGGAGGCACCUUCCGGAAUAUUCUCUGUGUCCUCCCAGGUUCCGCCCCGCAGUGGCAUCAUCAACAAGGGCUUUGUGAACCAGGAGAAUGUGUACAACUCCUUGGACCGCAAUCAGAUGAAGAAUGGGACUAUGGUCCACUCCAUCCAGGAUCAGGAGCACCACCAAGUGCCUGCACUACAUGUAAUUCGAAGUAGGGUAGGAACGCAAGACAGGACGAGGCUAAUUCUGAGGAACAUCGCCAUAUUCUUGUUCCUGUGCAACUGUUCGCUGUGGCUGCUGCCGGCGUUUGGCUGUCGGCCCCAGUACGACAACGGGAUGGAGCAAGAGAUCUUUGGAUUUACCAUUUGGACCAUGGUGCUGAACUUUGCCAUGCCCCUCAACCUUUUCUACCGCAUGCACUGUGUGGCUUCUCUCUUUGAAGUAUUCCAGCAUGCGUAAGCUAAGUCUGCUCACAAAAUGCACAAAAAAAACACGUACCACUCUACCACUGCCGGGUUUUAAAUGGGAAUAUCUCCUCAUUGUGACAGGUAGUUCUGAAUAUGGUGGGUUUACUGGUGGUGAAGUUCAUAUUUUUGUUUUCAAAAAAUGAAAUGUAAAAUAUUAUUGGGCAUCAUUGUUAGAAGUGUGUUACAGAUGACUGCUGGUUUGCCCAUCCCAAUCAACCACCAUUCUUGUAUGCGGAUGGAUAUCAUAGUCUGCUGUCCAAGUUGGGCCCUGCCAGUACAGGCUGUGACCUCUACCGACAGGGACCUGCAAUUGGCCUGAAGGGAGGGAUCACAGUUGGGUGGAACUAUGUGACCCAUUACUGUAACCCAACUUUUGGUCAGUCAGGCACCUGCAGUUUUCCUGAACAAGGUGCACAUUGGUGUUCUCCUCUAACCCAGCCAGUGUCUGUGCCUAGCUGGUGGUCAGUGCAGUGUCUACUAUUCACCAGUGUGAUGAAAUGUAUUUUAGAGGAGAGUAUGCAUGUGUUUGUCUACACCAGUGGUUCCCAAACUCGGUCCUGGGCCCCCCACUGUGUAUACUGGUUUUCGUUCCAACCACCUUCACUAUCCCAUAAUUUUAACAAGCUGCUCAUUUUUCUUAAUUAGGUACUUUUCAUGUUUAGAAGGAUUAUAUACCCUCUUAAUCCAUACUAUAUCUGAAAUAGCUUUGCAUUCCAUGAAGAAUAAAAUUCCCAUGUUGAUAUGGUACUCAAUUUUGCAUAUUGUACUACAUUGCAAACAAUUACAUAAAGAGAGGUAGCUUUUUUAUCAAAUGAAAGGGGUAAAUCAAUAGUUUCCUUUAACUUAUCAACACAGUGCAGGUUUGACUCAUUUUUUGAUUUGUCUUUGGUUAGUUUUAGUGGCCAGGUGUUCUCACACUCACCAUUUUUGUUCACUGUAUUGAUUCACCUCAGUCUUUUAUUUAAAGUUUACCUCCGUUUACACAGUCGUUUGCAAUAUAACACAAUAAGCACAAUAUGAACAUGGCUUUAGAAGGUAAAUAAUCCCACUAAACGUGACAUGCAUGUAAUUAAGAGGAAAAUAAAAGCUUGUUACAUUUCUGGGAUUGCGACUGGAUGGAACGAAACCAGCAUAGACAAGGGGCCCCUGGGAUCGGGAAUCCCUAGUCAAUGCUCUUCCGAUUAGACAGGAGGGUUCGGCGACAAACACAGACACACAAAUUGAAAAUUGGAAGGAAAAAUAUGGGUAAUAUUUAUAUUUCAAAUUAAACUAAAUGGUGUGGUAUAUAUAUUUGGAUUUCUUUUCACUUUUUAUAAAAAAAAUUUAACAGUAGGGUUUUUUUAGGGUUUUGUGGCAUCCUCUUGUUAUGCUAAGCAUCGUGUUCUACACAAGGAUCACAAAGAAGCUUCAUUAACACUACGCAAUGAUUUUUUUUAAAUCCAAAAGUGAUAAUUUUACGCUUGCUGAUUAUUACUAUUUGUAAUUUUAAAGACUUAAACAUUAUUUAAUUCCUUUAUAUCUUUUAUGUACUGUAUAUUUUAAUGAUCAGCUCUCCUGCACGGAGAUGUUUUAUGAGCACUGGACCCAAAAUACUUAAUUUUAGUAAAUUCACCCAGUUAUAUAUGAAGAACUGUGCAAUGCAGGGAAAGGUCAGCAUUGAAUUUUCAUAUACAAGUCUAGGGAAAAAAAAUAUUGAAAUAAAAUGCAUAUUAACUACAGUAAAUCUGUGGCAGUGAAAAAACAUCACCAGCAAUCAUCAUCAGCAGCAAUGCACUGUACUAUAAAAAUAAACCAAGGGAAACAUUAUGACAGUUCUUUGCCAUGCCAGGGUGGGAGAGACCCAGAACAUUUCUAAAUGUUUUACAUUCUUGUCUUCUGGAAACAUGUAGUUUGCCAGUACUUAUCAGAAAGCCCUCGGAUAUUUGAAACGAGGCUUGGGGGAAGAUGCUGGGGAAGAUGCCGUUUUAACAGUAGGUAAAACUAUGUGUCUAGAUUAGUUGAAUGGCCUGUUCCCAUCAAACAUUCUAAUGCAAAUUACACUUCAUUAUUUUUAUGUAAAUUGAUUGGGUUGCGAGUUGCAUACCCACUGGUCUAAUGCCUGUGAAUGAAUGCACUUGGGCCAAAUCUGUAAAAGGGGUGGCAGUGUGGUGUAAUGGUUAGAGAACUGGAUCUGUAACUUGCAGGUUACAGGUUUGACUCCCAGGUUGGGGCACUUUUGGUCCCUUGAGAAAGAUGUUUAACCUGAAUUGCUACAGUACAAUCCAUCUAAACUUGUAAAAAUGUCAUAUGAAAAUGUAAAACUCUGCAAGUCGCUCUGGAUAAGAGUGCAAUAUAAUGUAAAAUGUAAUGAGUUUGGGUGGAUGGGUGGAUGUGUGUAUGUAUGGGAUUGUCUGUAAGUGCAAAUCAUUUGCACUUAAUAUCUGUAAUUAAUUUUCUCUCAGGCAACAUUAACUAUUUCACAUAAAGUUUAUUUUGAAUGUUAUCACUUUCCCAAGAGAAUAUUGUGACCAAUAAAACCUCUGUAAGAAAAAAAAAAA
This is a messenger RNA of Anguilla rostrata (American eel), 4671 nucleotides long. RefSeq names its product proton channel OTOP1-like. Gene Ontology annotation, cellular component: membrane. Bases 285 to 2126 code for a protein of 613 amino acids. Gene Ontology annotation, biological process: inner ear morphogenesis; proton transmembrane transport. NCBI's taxonomy places the organism in Eukaryota, Metazoa, Chordata, Actinopteri, Anguilliformes, Anguillidae. Gene Ontology annotation, molecular function: proton channel activity. The transcript has 8 exons. The record is from RefSeq and is a predicted model, not a curated record.